AUGAAAGGAUUUGGUAACAUCUUCGUUUCUUUCGGAUUUAUAAACAGGAGUCGAGGGUUUGGUUUGUGAAGAAGUAUACGAUUUACAUGACACAAGCGAUAUUUCCGACGCACUGGGGCUUAUUUUUCUGUUCAAGUGGGAGAGAGAAGAAAAUAAUCCCGGAAAAUUGGUUACAGACGACCGGUUGAAGUCAAUAUUUUUUGCAGAACAAGUUUGCCGCCUUUUUGAAUCAUUUUCAAGGUGAUAAGAAACGCCUGCGCCACUCAAGCCAUCAUAAAUGUUUUAUUAAACCUCCCAUCUUCAAAUGUAAAGAUCGGGGAGACUCUCUCCGACUUUAAAUCCUUUGUGUUGGACUUCGACAGCAAGGUCGGUUCUUUUUAUGCAUAAUUCCUGCAGAUGAAAGGCAACGCUCUAACAAAUUGCGACAAAAUACGUUCUGUGCACAACAGUUUUAGCUAGUAAGGUGAUCAUUCUUACCAUGUUGUUUGUCCAGUCCCCAAACGUUUGAGCUUAACAGCAGCAGGCAUUCCAGAGAAGAAGAUGCCUAUCAUUUUGUUGGUUAUGUUCCCAUCGAUGGCAUCGUUUAUGAGCUUGAUGGGCUGAAGGGAGUGCCGUUGGAACACGGCCCUGUUCCCACAGGGUCAUCCUGGAUCGACGUCAUCAAGCCCGUGCUGCUUAAUCGGGUGCAGGCCUGUGUUGAUGGACGCUUUAACCUCAUGGCCAUUGUUCCAAGUCGCCUCAACUUGUACGAAACUCAGUUGGAGGAAUUGAUGAAGUCGUCCGCGGUGAGUUUUUAGUUUUAAGCCCAUUCUUGGUGGUAGGAACGGUUGAAAUACGUCUAAAGUCCUACCAGUCUUGCCUAUCAAUUGCCAAACAUGAUCAUCCACGUUUUAAGGGCAUCCGGAUGUAGUUAUCCAUAUUUAACUACUCCAAUAGGUAGAUGUCUUUUGAGCAUUAAUCGUGAUCUUAUCAUUGAUACCUUACUCUUAAAUUCGGACUGUAGAUUUCAAAGUAAAUCGCCCGAGGUAGCUUGGACAAUAUCAUCUAUAAACGCAGGCGGAAGAGGUGACCGCAGUCACGGCUAGAUCACUGUUUAGAUGUGGAUGGCGAUAGUAGCAGAUAUUGUGCUGCAAAAUGAACCGCAGACCAGAGCUACGAUAAUAGCCUGACCUGUGAAAUAGAUAGCGGCACGAAAAAGAAUAAGAAGGAUAGCGAUCUCCCUCAUUAAUAUAGAGUUGGCUUUUUUCAGCCGGACAGUGAGCUUAUUAAACAACUCAAACAAAACAUCGCCGUCGAGAAGGACAAAGCGGCUACCCAGCGUACGGAGAAUAUGAGGCGUCGCCAUAACUACCUACCCUUCAUCGUGGAACUGCUGAAAGUUCUUGCCGAAAAUGGGCGUCUUGUGAGCGUCGUCAAGAAGGCGAAAGAAAAAUCAGAAAAACUGCAGGAAAAAGCGGCUGCCAAAGCCUGA
Molecule: messenger RNA, 1471 nt
Organism: Spirometra erinaceieuropaei
Lineage: Eukaryota; Metazoa; Platyhelminthes; Cestoda; Diphyllobothriidea; Diphyllobothriidae
Source: the annotation of a GenBank genome assembly